AUGAAAGCUAUGGUGGUGAGUCCGGUCGGUGGCAGAGUCCCGUCGACGAGGGGCGUGCUGCAGCACAGUCUCGGAAUAAACGGUACGAGACGUGACCUCGAGGCCGAGGAGGUCGCAGCUUACCUCACCAAAUUACGUUCUCUCGUGCCGGAUAUGCCGAGGAAACGAAAGCUCUCGAAACUCGAAGUUAUCCAGAGGGUUAUCGAGUAUAUAUGUGAUCUCCAAACGACUCUCGAAGAGACAAACACCCAUCAAGAAUCGUCGGUACCAGCCUCGGGAAUAAAGGGCAACGGUGUCGGGCAAGUAAGUAACAGCAACACGAGGCAACCUCUGCAGCCUUUGUUGAAUGCAUCGGCACUGUCGUCGUCGCCGAUGAGCGCCACCGGUGUACCGAGCGCGGGGCUCGCCGAGCGGUGA
Venturia canescens is the source of this 417-nucleotide messenger RNA. It is a transcript of the gene emc, whose product is annotated as Basic helix-loop-helix domain-containing extra-macrochaetae. The transcript has a single exon. The record is from RefSeq and is a predicted model, not a curated record. Gene Ontology annotation, molecular function: transcription regulator activity; protein dimerization activity. Bases 1 to 417 code for a protein of 138 amino acids. Gene Ontology annotation, cellular component: cytoplasm; nucleus. Gene Ontology annotation, biological process: negative regulation of transcription by RNA polymerase II; cell differentiation; circadian regulation of gene expression. NCBI's taxonomy places the organism in Eukaryota, Metazoa, Arthropoda, Insecta, Hymenoptera, Ichneumonidae.